Cucurbita pepo subsp. pepo (vegetable marrow) is the source of this 2800-nucleotide messenger RNA. RefSeq lists its product as uncharacterized. Gene Ontology annotation, molecular function: ATP binding; ATP hydrolysis activity. Gene Ontology annotation, cellular component: mitochondrial outer membrane. The record is from RefSeq and is a predicted model, not a curated record. Lineage: Eukaryota; Viridiplantae; Streptophyta; Magnoliopsida; Cucurbitales; Cucurbitaceae.
CUGCCGAUUCGUACAACCGUCAACACAGUGCCACGUAACCACCCGAGGAACACGCACUCCGAUGUGUAUGCCUUAAAAAACUAGAGACCAAACAGAGGACAUAUCCCACCACCACCGCAGCGACUCCCCUCCGCCGCCGUGACUCAGAUCCGGUUCUGCCGGCUCCGCCUAAAAAUACCCAUCUUUGUGUAAAAGAGAAGAAAAAUUAAGAGGUCGGAAGGAAUUUUGAUUGAUGACCCAUUUUUAUUAUAAGGAAUUUUGAUCGUUGUGAUCCCAAUUAAAGGAAGAGAGGCUUUUUGGGUUAUUAAUUAUGGAGCAGAAGGGUUUGUUGCUGUCGGCGUUGAGUGUCGGCGUCGGAGUUGGAGUGGGGCUCGGAUUAGCCACCGGACAGAGCGUCGUCACCAAAUGGUCCGCCUCUAAUUCUUCCUCCAACCUCAUCACCGCCGACAAGCUCGAACAGGAAAUGCUUAAACAGAUUGUUGAUGGCCGUCAAAGCAAAGUCACUUUUGAAGAUUUCCCUUAUUAUCUCAGUGAACAAACACGAGUAGUAUUAACAAGUGCGGCGUACGUGCAUUUGAAACACGCUGAAGUUUCGAAGUUCACUCGAAACCUCUCGCCUGCAAGCCGAGCCAUCUUACUCUCUGGCCCAGCUGAGCUUUACCAGCAAAUGCUUGCCAAGGCAUUGGCUCACUACUUCGAGGCCAAAUUGUUGCUUUUAGAUAUCACUGACUUCUCCUUGAAGAUUCAGAGCAAAUAUGGGACUUCUGUCAAGGAAUCUGCUUUUAGAAGGUCUACCUCAGAGUCUACAUUGGAGAAAUUGUCUAGCUUAUUUGGAUCGUUUUCGAUCCUUCCACCCCGAGAAGAACAAAGAACAGGUUCGUUGCGGAGGCAACGUAGUGGUGUGGAACUAGCGUCGUGGGGAAAGGAAGGAUCUUCUAAUCUUCCGAAACUUCGAAGAAAUUCGUCUGCUGCUGCUAAUAUUAUUAACCUCGCGAACCAGUGCAAUGUCGAGAAGUCAGCUUCCCUUAAGCACACGAGCAGCUGGGCGUUCGAGGAGAAACUGCUUAUACAGUCACUAUAUAAGGUUCUUGUAUACGUGUCGAAAGCGAGUCCGAUUGUUUUAUAUCUUCGUGACGUAGAUAGUUUCUUAUCGACCUCAAAUAGGAUCUACAACUUGUUCCAAAAAAUGCUACAAAAACUGUCUGGAUCAAUUUUGAUACUCGGUUCGCGUACUAUCGAUCCGAGCAAUGAUUAUAUGGAGGUGGACGAGCGGCUGUCCGCUCUUUUUCCUUAUAAUAUCGAGAUCAGGCCACCCGAAGAUGAAUCUCAGCAUGUCAGCUGGAAGUCUCAAUUGGAAGAAGAUAUGAAAAAGAUCAAGGUUCAGGACAACCGAAACCAUAUCAUCGAAGUUCUUUCAGCAAAUGAUCUCGACUGUGAUGAUCUCGACUCGAUCUGCGUUGCUGAUACGAUGGUUCUCAGUAACUACGUAGAAGAGAUUGUAGUGUCUGCAGUUUCUUAUCAUCUAAUGAACAACAAGGAUCCCGAAUACCGAAACGGAAAACUGAUCAUUUCGAGCAAGAGUUUGUCCCAUGGAUUGAGCAUAUUCCAAGCAGGAAAAUCCACUGGCAAGAAUUCAGUACAGCUUGAAGCACAAACUGAAGCUUCAAAGGACUCGGGAGCGGCGAAAUCCGAAGCAAAAGCUGAUACCACAGCUGAAGCAGCGCCUGCUGCAGUGACGAAAACCGAGGGAGAGACCGCGGUUCCAGCUGCAAAAGCCCCGGAAGUUCAACCAGACAACGAGUUCGAGAAACGCAUUAGGCCGGAGGUCAUACCAGCGAACGAGAUUAAUAUUACAUUUUCCGAUAUCGGGGCGAUGGAGGAGAUAAAAGAUUCUCUUCAAGAACUUGUAAUGCUUCCUUUACGAAGGCCGGAUUUAUUUCUCGGAGGUCUUUUGAAGCCAUGUAGAGGCAUAUUAUUGUUCGGACCGCCCGGAACUGGAAAGACUAUGUUAGCCAAGGCCAUAGCGAAAGAAGCCGGAGCAAGCUUCAUUAAUGUAUCGAUGUCGACCAUAACUUCGAAAUGGUUCGGAGAAGACGAGAAGAAUGUUCGAGCUUUAUUCACAUUAGCAGCCAAAGUCUCUCCCACGAUCAUAUUUGUGGACGAGGUAGAUAGUAUGCUCGGACAGCGCACGAGAGUUGGCGAGCAUGAGGCAAUGAGGAAAAUAAAGAACGAGUUCAUGGCUCAUUGGGAUGGACUGUUGACAAAGCCAGGGGAGCGCGUGCUCGUUCUUGCAGCAACCAAUAGGCCGUUUGACCUCGACGAAGCCAUCAUACGUCGAUUCGAGCGAAGAAUAAUGGUGGGGUUACCAACAGCAGAGAAUAGAGAAAUGAUAUUAACAACUCUGUUGGGGAAAGAAAAGGUUGAAGAAGGGCUAGACAUGAAGCUCCUUGCUGCAUUCACAGAAGGAUAUAGUGGAAGUGAUCUCAAGAACUUCUGUAUGACGGCUGCAUAUCGACCCGUUCGGGAGCUAAUAAAGCAAGAAAGACUCAAGGAUAUGGAGAAAAAACGAAGGGCUGCUGAAGGGCAGAAUAAGGCAGUAGGGGAUGGAGAUGGCGAAAGCAAGGAAGAAAGAGUCAUCACUCUUCGGGCGCUAAAUAUGGAGGAUUUCAAACAAGCGAAGAAUCAGGUUGCAGCGAGUUUUGCAGCGGAAGGGUCGAUGAUGAGUGAAUUGAAGCAAUGGAAUGAGUUAUAUGGGGAAGGAGGGUGUAGGAAGAAGCAACAGUUGAGUUAUUUCCUGUGA